Molecule: messenger RNA, 1380 nt
Organism: Aspergillus oryzae RIB40
Lineage: Eukaryota; Fungi; Ascomycota; Eurotiomycetes; Eurotiales; Aspergillaceae
Product: fungal specific transcription factor domain-containing protein
Exons: 5
Coding region: 1-1380 (459 amino acids)
Biological process (GO): positive regulation of transcription by RNA polymerase II
Cellular component (GO): nucleus
Molecular function (GO): sequence-specific DNA binding
Source: RefSeq, a predicted model, not a curated record
AUGGCUUUGGGAUGUCUGUUUGAAAUAGAUGAUGAAGGAUCUCGGGAAGCAUACAUAGUGGAAGGCACCCAAUACUUCGAAACAUGCCGUAGCCUGGCUGAUCUGCAAGGCUGUAACGACUUGGUCACUCUCCAGGCCAUCCUCUACAUGAAUAUCUUUCUACUAUACACCGCCCGUAUAAGCUCAAGCUUCUCAGCUCUCUCCUACACUUUCUCAUUGGCACUACGUAUGAAAUAUCAUCAAAUUGCUGAGACGGAUGAUGCAUUUACUCGUGAAGACAAAAAGCACGUUUUCUGGACGACACGUCACCUUCUAGCAUGUGUCUCCAUUACCGGCCAUGUGACUAAGCGACUGUAUCCAUUGAAAGGCGUCAAGAAAACCCACAACCCGGGGCCAUUGCGCCAUUUAGUGCGUAAAGACACGGUCAGGGGACUAGAGAGUGAGCUUCGGUCCUGGCUUGCUUCGCUCCCUCCGUACCUUCGCCUCGGUCAAGAGAAGCAUCCGCUGCAAAUCGAACGUGCACAAUACGAGCUAUGCAUGUCGUACGCACAUGCUCAGAUUUAUCUGUACCGGCCUUUCCUGCAUUACCUAGUUACUUCGUCCACUGGCGAAAUCAGAUCAGCAGAUGGCUUCCCCUCGUAUGCUUCCGCCUGUGUAGACGCUAGUCGCAACAUCAUUCGGCUUGCGCAGGACAUGUAUCACAGGGGACUUUUUCACGGCGUACAUUGGGAUAUCUCGAACAUGAUUUUGGCCGCAUCCCUAACCAUGCUCUAUAUAAUCUUAGCAAGGAAAGGUUCAUCAGUUGAGGACAUGGCUCUAGCAGAGCUGCGCACUGCUCGGGAUCUUAUGACCCUCUUGGAGCCAUAUACAACUCUCGCAAAAAGAAUCAGCAUUGCGGUCAAGCAUGCUGUAUCUAGUCCCUCAGCACAAGCUUCUGACUCACACACCACCGCUCUGGCUGAGAGGACGUUUGGGUUUGUAUCCAGGACCAAUGUGUCGGAUAAUCAGGGCAUGUUGCCGGGCGGGAGAGAAAGUGACUCAAUGCCAGUUCUGGCAACGACGGGGAUAUCGGCAGAAAGCCUCUCUCAGAGACCAUUUCCAAUUGCUAGUACAGAAGGGAGCACCAGUCAAGGCCCUCCGAUGCUCAACGCAGCUCAAAGCUCCGGUGCCUCUACUUCCUUUCCGAUGCAGUCUGACCAGGCCAUGUAUCAUACGCCAUUCACUAGUCGUGACAUUACGGAACACAAUUCCCUACCCUCCACACUCGCCCAAGAUUACGGAAUUGGCGGAGACGACUAUGGAUAUAUGAUUGACGGCACCGGGCCGAUCGACUUUAGUGAUAUGAUCGGUGAUCUGUUCGCUUCAGAGGGGCUGCUGUAA